AGCCAAGCAAAACUAGGGAACGCCAACCGGCUUGGCUUCGCAUCAUUAUUAUUUUCCGAUCCGAUUCGAAAACUCAGCGGAAGCAAGGCAGCAACCGAUUUGAUUUUUCAAUACUCCUCCAAUCCAGUUCUAUAUUUUUUCACCUAAUCGAUCCCAUCUCCGGGGCCCCGUCCGUCUCCGUCCCCUUCCCCUCCCCGUUCCCACACGGCCAAAGGAAAAAAGAAAGAACAGGGCUCAAACCCGCAAACCCUCGCUUUCUCCGAUCGAAUUGCUCGCCCGACCACCACCAGUUCGCCGGCCUCCCCACCACCAGUCCUCGCCGCCCCAUCCAGGCUCUCGCCCCUCCCGCCCGUGCUGAUUCCCCCCACCUCCGAGCUCGCCCGCGCGCGGCCAUGUCGCUCACCUAAGGAUACGGUUGGUGGGCUGUUUCUUGCAAGAGCCUCCUCCGAGCCACAAGAGAAACAGCCCGGGGGGACCUCAGCCGCCGAUUCGAUCGCCGCAGCACCGCCGCCCAGGUCAAGCCAAGCAAGCGCGUUCCGUCUAGGUUUGGUUUAGCUUGCGGGCCAAGGCUCCGUUUCGCAUCUGAGGAGGAGGAGGAGCGGCGGUGCCCGGUGGCGGUAGCGUGCACGGGUCCCUGGCUGGGCUAGGCUUGGCUUGAUGCGGAACGGCGCGCAGGCUCCUCGCGGCACCGGCGGCGGGGGGCUCUUCUCUGCGCGCUCGCUCUCCAGCUACAUGCGCAUCGUCUCCUCGGGGGCCUCCACGGCCGCCUCCACGCUGCGCUCCGCCGGCGCCUCGCUGGUCAACUCGAUCGCCAGCCACGACGACGAUGCGGGCCGCGACCAGGUACAAUGGGCUGGGUUUGAUAAACUUGAAUGUGGGGGUGACGUGCUGCGACAGGUUUUGCUGCUAGCAUACAGAUCUGGCUUCCAAGUGUGGGAUGUUGAACAAGCUGAUGAUGUAAGACAGAUAGAAUCAAGACAUGAUGGUGCUGUUUCUUUCAUACAACUGCUGAAGAAACCAAUUGCCUCUAAGAGAGGUGAAGACAGAUUUGUAGAUGCACGGCCAUUGCUGGCUCUUGCUGGUGGUGGAACUAGCACAGGAAGUGCAAACGGCCAUGAUGCCAAUGGCCCUGGCUUCAAUGGAACUAAUGGCACUUACCAUAAUAGUGGCAGUGAAAAACUGCCUACCAUCGUUCGCUUUUAUUCGCUGAAGGACCAUGGUUAUGUUCAUUCAAUGAAGUUCAGAUCAGCUGUUUAUUCCAUAAGGUGCAGUCCUAGAGUUGUAGCUGUUUCUCAGGCUACUCAGAUCCAUUGUUUUGAUGCUGCGACAUUGGAGCUGGACUAUACACUUCUUACCAGCCCUAUAGUUUCACCGAUUUCUGGUUAUGGCCCACUUGGGUUAGGUCCAAGAUGGAUUGCGUAUUCUGGGAGUCCAGUUCCAGUUCCAAAUACAGGCCGUGUUAGCCCUCAGCUUCUUAGCCUGUCUCCCAUAGUUCCGCCUCCUGGUUCAAAUGGCAGUGUGGUUGCAUACUAUGCAAAAGAAUCAAGCAAGCAAUUGGCUGCUGGCAUUGUGACGCUUGGUGAUGUUGGCUAUAAGAAGCUGUCCAGGUAUUAUUCAGACAUGAUUCCAAAUGGUAAUGGUAAUAUAAAGCAAGGGAAUGCUGGCUUCAAAGCAAAUGGAGUAACAAAUGGGCAUACUAUUGACAGUGAAUAUGCUGGAACGGUCAUUGUUCGAGAUAUUGUAUCUAAAGCAAUGAUAGUUCAGUUCAGGGCACAUACAAGUCCCAUUUCAGCACUCUGUUUUGAUCCCAGUGGAACUUUGCUGGUGACAGCUUCUAUUCAUGGCCGAAACAUCAAUGUUUUUCGCAUUAUGCCUUCUGUGGAUGGGAGUGCAUCAGAAGAUGGUCCAAAUGGUACCUAUGUUCAUUUGUUUAAAUUGCAAAGAGGCAUCACCAAUGCGGUCAUAAAAGAUAUCAGCUUUAGCGACGACAGUGAAUGGAUACUGAUUAGCUCGUCGAGGGGAACAAGUCAUUUCUUUGCAAUAUCUCCAUAUAGUGGAUCCACAAGCUUUCGCUAUAGUGAUAACAACCUUGCAGAAAAUAAUUAUGUUGUGGAUUCAUCAGUUAAGCAUGCCACUCAUUGGUCUCAGAACGCAAGCCCCUCUAUGAGCCUUAGUCAGAAGAUGCUUUCUCUAUCUGGCCCCCCUGUCGCAUUAUCUGUUGUUAGUAGAAUAAGAAAUGGGAGUAACUUGUUGAAGGGUGCUGUCCAUGGUGCUGCAGCAUUUGCAACAGGUGUUUCCAGUCCAAUUUCUGGUGCUAUCGCUUCAACAUUUCACAACUGCAAGGGUGGUGUUAAUUCAGAUGACAGUUUGCUUUGUAUGAAGUAUUAUUUACUAGUUUUUUCUCCGUCUGGGAGUAUCAUACAGUAUGUUCUCCAUCACUCAGCUGAACCAGAUUCUGGAAUUGAUUAUCCUUCAGAUGCCACUUCUUAUGGAUCUCAAAGAGAAACUGACACAAGAUUUGUUAUUGAACCUCUUCAGAAGUGGGAUGUUUGUCAAAAGAGAAAUAGAAGAGAUACUGCUGAGAGUAAUUUAUAUAAUGAUUUUGACAGUGGUGAAAAUAAUAAAAUUUUCCAGAAAGUUGUCAGGAAAGGAACUAGUAUCUAUCCGUCCAAUGGUGCUGCUACUGAAAGGCUGAAGCUUAGCGCUGAUGAAAAUCAUAAUUAUUAUAUUUCUGAGAGUGAACUGCAGACACAUGUUGUGCAAAUUCCAGUCUGGUCAAGAUCCGGGGUGCACUUUCAAGUAAUAGGGAGCGACACCUUAGAUGCAUACGCCACUGAUAACAUUUCAGGGGAAAUCGAAAUUGAAAAAGUCCAGACUUAUAAUGUGGAAUCAAGGUCAAAGAAUCUCAUACCGGUCUUUGACUCACUUCACACAUCUAGGUUUCAACAGACAAGGGUGAACACACCUGAUAGUAACAGAAGUGGGUUGCUGCAGCGACAUAAGUCUGGAUUUUCAGCAGAUGGUAGACUCUCUUCCAGAAGCAGUUGCAGUUCUUUGGAUUGCAUGUCUGAAGUCCCAAAUAGUUCUGAUGAUAACACUGUUGGCCAAUAUUUAGUAGAAGAUAGUGCUGCUGCUGCUGCUGUAAAUAAGAACUUGAACGUUAACCACCAAGCCGAGCUUGUAAAUAACACUGAGAGCCUGAACAGGGAGGCCCAGCUCGGAGUUGUAAAUAGCAAAGACGAUUGUGAAGAUAGCGAGCUACUCCCGGACUUAUGUCAGUGAUGAUAUCUAAGGUUGUUGGCAUGCCUUGCAGAUGAUCACUGGUGAUGGUCCUGGAGGAGGAGCUCCUUGAAUCGCUGAAGUCUUUCCCGUGUGUGUGUAACUGUUAAUUCUUUCAUUUCUCCAUCUGGAGUUCUUGGCCUCUCUUCUGUAGUACUCCACUAUUUAUAAGCAUUCAUGAUAAGUUUACCAAGGAAAGGAUGAAAGGGAGGUCGAAUUAUGGCCCUGCGUGUAUGGGAGCCCUAGUGAUGUGAAGUUGGGGUUUCUAUCUUACAAGAACUUGUACAUAACGAGAUUGUUCAUUCCAUUUUCAAUAAUAGCCCUUAAUUUGUGAAUA
Messenger RNA from Triticum dicoccoides, 3616 nucleotides. RefSeq names its product autophagy-related protein 18f-like. The transcript is spliced from 8 exons. Bases 658 to 3282 code for a protein of 874 amino acids. Gene Ontology annotation, cellular component: cytoplasm. The record is from RefSeq and is a predicted model, not a curated record. NCBI's taxonomy places the organism in Eukaryota, Viridiplantae, Streptophyta, Magnoliopsida, Poales, Poaceae. Gene Ontology annotation, molecular function: protein binding. Gene Ontology annotation, biological process: response to starvation; autophagy.